Molecule: messenger RNA, 558 nt
Organism: Apodemus sylvaticus (European woodmouse)
Lineage: Eukaryota; Metazoa; Chordata; Mammalia; Rodentia; Muridae
Gene: Atp6v0e2
Product: ATPase H+ transporting V0 subunit e2
Exons: 4
Coding region: 135-380 (81 amino acids)
Biological process (GO): proton transmembrane transport
Cellular component (GO): proton-transporting V-type ATPase, V0 domain
Molecular function (GO): proton-transporting ATPase activity, rotational mechanism
Source: RefSeq, a predicted model, not a curated record
CAGAUUCACCAGGUCCAAGGCCUCCCCGACUGGGAUCCCGUCGCGCAUGCGCACCGCCCUCAGCCGGGACUUGCACCUGCUUAGAGAGUCCGCCGUUCGAUCCGGUACCCCACCUGAGCAUCGCACACCCAGCCAUGACAGCCCAUUCCUUUGCCCUCCCUGUCAUCAUCUUCACCACAUUCUGGGGCCUCAUCGGCAUCGCUGGGCCCUGGUUCGUGCCCAAAGGACCCAACCGCGGGGUGAUCAUCACCAUGCUGGUAGCUACUGCUGUCUGCUGUUACCUCUUCUGGCUCAUCGCCAUCUUGGCCCAGCUGAACCCCCUGUUUGGGCCACAACUGAAGAAUGAGACCAUCUGGUACGUGCGUUUCCUGUGGGAGUGACGCUGGGACGGACUGGCUGGCUGGCUUCUGGCCCCAGAUGUCCUGUUGUGAAUGGCCCAGCCUUGAUGUCCCUGGAGACCCUGCAUCCCCAUGGCCCCACCCAUCAGUAUGACCAUUCUGUGCUCUCCCUGCCAGCACUGUGGGAUCCAUACCCCCAGAGCCAACCCAGUUUCAGUUU